Messenger RNA from Sipha flava (yellow sugarcane aphid), 1434 nucleotides. RefSeq names its product tetra-peptide repeat homeobox protein 1-like. Bases 130 to 1146 code for a protein of 338 amino acids. The record is from RefSeq and is a predicted model, not a curated record. The transcript is spliced from 2 exons. Lineage: Eukaryota; Metazoa; Arthropoda; Insecta; Hemiptera; Aphididae.
GCAGACCGAAAGGCAUCAGUUCGCUUCGAAGACUCGUCGUCUGCAACACACCAACGACAAACAAUAUAUAUAUAUAUAUAUUUCUUAUAAUUAUAUUAUCAUCGUAACCACCGUCCAAUAGCAUCCACCAUGGCACACUUUAAGGCUUGCAUCGUUGGUCUGGCCCUGAUCGGUCUAUGCGCCGCUGACACUAAGCAGACAACCAAACGCAGCUACGGUUCCGAAGGUUUGGGAUACUCCUCCGGCUUGGGCUACUCUUCCGGCUUGGGAUACUCAUCUGGCUUGGGAUACUCCUCCGGCUUGGGCUACUCUUCCGGCUUGGGAUUAUCCUCCGGAUCGGGAUACUCAUCCGGUUUGGGCUACUCCUCCGGUCUGGGCUACGGCUCCGGCUACGGCUACGGCUCUGGUUACGGCGCUGGUUACGCUUCCGCUGCCCAGGUGCCCACCAGAGUGAGCCAGUCCGACCAAGUGGUGUCCGUGUCCGUGCCACAACCAUACGCCGUGCCCGUCACCCGCCACGUGCCCGUGUCCGUGCCCCACCCUGUGCCCGUGUCCGUGCCUAGAGCCGUGCCGGUAAGCGUACCACACCCGGUCCCCGUCACCGUCGACAAGCCGUACCCGGUUGAUGUGCCACGUAGCGUGCCCGUCAGCGUACCGCACCCAGUGCCGUACACGGUCAACAGGCCUGUGCCAUACGACGUGCCGUCACCGUACCCCGUCGAAGUCCGUCAACACGUGCCAGUCUCCGUGCCAACGCCCGUCAUCGCCCCAGCACCAGCCGUUGCAGUGUCUGCAGCACCGUCUUACGCUUACGCCGCCGCUCCAUCUUACGGAUCUUUCGGAUCGUCUUACGCCGCCGCUCCAGCUUACGGAUCCAUCGGAUCCAUUGGAUCAUCUUACGCUGCCCCGGCUUACGCAUCAUCUUACGGAUCCAUUGGAUCCAUCGGAUCGUCUUACGCCGCUGCUCCAGCUUACGGAUCAUCUUACGGAUCCAUCGGAUCUAUCGGAUCAUCUUACGCCGCCCCAGCUUACGCAUCGUCUUACGGAUCCUACGGCUCCUCUGGUAUCUCUGCUUACAGCAGUGGACUCAGCCAUUACGGAGCGUCUCUGUCCGGUUCGUCUUACGGACACGACUUCAAGAAAUAAUGCGUCCACCAUCUAGAUCCAUUUCUCCGCAACCGUUCGCGUACCCAAGCCAGUUCAUACUAUCCACGAGUUUCCACGUCAAACAACCGUCCGACGACACUAUUGUUCUUAUAAUCUUUAUACUCCGUAGUAUGUUUACGUCAGUUUGCGUACGAUUGAUCAUCGCAAUCUCAUUUUUUUUUUAUCGUGUAUACUUACCUAAUUUUAAGUGUUAUGUCGUGCUGUAAACGCGUACGUGUGUAUAACAGCAUCAUUUCAUUUGACAAAAUAAAACUAGAAAAAACAAAA